ACGACCCUGAUCCAUGGCAGUGGCCCAUUUGUUUUUUUUAAUUAAAACCCAAAACCCUUUCUAUUCUUUUUGUCCCACAUUGGAAGUUUGAACAUCCUACCUCUCUUUCCUUCUCAUAUAUAAGAGACUCCUUCUCUUCUCCUUUUUCCCAUCAAGUCAAAGUAUUCUUUGCGCGUGACAAGUUGUUGAAUUAUUCAACGAUCAGUCACUAGUGAAUUUUUCUGGUGGGAUUCCCGGGUAAGCUUUCGGCGAGAUUUCCGAUCGAGUUUCCAGCGGUUUUUCUGUUGAUCUCAGUUGACCAUCUUCCGUUGUUCUUUCCGGCCAGUUGCUAAGGUGAGCCUGGCAGACAGGAGUGAGUGAUAUCGGAUUGGUGCUUUUGGGCGUUUUCUUUAUUUCUAUUCCAGAUUUCCGGUUUUGUGCUUUACCGAGAUUUUAAGAUUUAUUAUACUAUUUGGAUUUAAUAUUAUUUAUUGGAUUUAUGGAGAUUUGAGAUUAUUUAUGUGGAGUAAUAAAUGGAAAUUUCAUGAUUAUUUCUUUAUUUAUUAUUAUUUAUUAUUAUUAUAUAUUUUGGAAAAUCGGGGUAUUAUAAUUUGGUAUCAGAGCGGGGUUCCGUCCCGGCUCUGACCCGGGAUGGCGAUUUGUGGGACGCGAUUUUAUUCGGUUUUAGAAGAUUUUGAAAUAUUAUUUUUGGGAGUUCGGGGAUUUUAAAAAAAAAAAAAAAACAAAAGUAAUAAGCACCAUUCUGUUUGUUAUUAUAUCUUGAAUUGAUGGUGUUCGGUUUCAGCGGGAAUUCAUUGUUGUGCUUUCCUUUCAGAUGCCGCCGCGUAGGAGAGUUGUUCGUAACCCGGCCGCCAGUGCUGCUCAAGAGGGUGGAGGUGAGCAUGUGCCACCACCUCCACCACCGCCAGUGAUUCCACCGCCAGUGAUCCCACCGCCUCCACCGCCGGCGUUUCCACCGAUCGAUCAGGCUGCUAUCAUGCAGAUGGUACAUCAGGCUGCUCAAGGGGUAGUUCAGCAGGCUGCUCAGGAGGCUGCCAGGAUAGCUGCACAGGAGGCUGCCAGGAUAGCUGCACAGGAGGUUUCCAGACAGUUGGCUGCAGCUCAGCAGGGACAGGCCCAUCGGGUGCCGCAUGGUCCGCAGAUUCAGGUGCAGCAGGGACCGCAGAUUCAUGUCCAGCAGGGUGCCCCGGUUCAGGUUCAGGGUAACCCGCAAGUUCCACCACCGCAGGGAGAGCAGCAUGGAGUUGAUGAGGACCUCAUGAGAGUGAUGGGGCGAAUGAAGCACGUGGACUUGGAGAAAUUUAGAGGGACAGUGAAUGCUACCGAAGCUUACCAGUGGAAGUACAGAUUGACCAAGUGUUUGAGGACUAUCAAGUGUCCACUUCACCUUUGCCUUAAUAUUACAGAGUUAUAUCUGCGUGGGGAUGCAGCAGUUUGGUGGGAGGGAGUGUGUUCGAUGCGCGAGGAGGAGGAUUAUCCGACCUAUGCUGAAUUUCUCGUUGCGUUCGACAAGAAAUACUUUCCCAAGGAGGCCUUACACCAGAAGAGGAAUGAGUUCCAGCAUUUGACCCAGGGUGGCAAGACCGUCAGGCAGUAUGAGCAUGAGUUCAGAGAGCUUCGCAUGUUUGCUGGUACCCAUUUCGAUGAUGAGGACUUGAUGAGGAUGUUCCUAAAUGGGAUGAGAGUGGAUCUCCGCGGCAGAUGUAGUAUGGCUAAUUACACCAGCUUGGAGGAUAUGGUAGAGAAGGCUGUUGUGCAGGAGACGUGUCUUGUUGAGGAGCAGAAACAAUCCAAAGCAGCUCAAUCAAAGUUCGAGAAGACUUCUGAGUCACAGAAGAGGACAUGGGAUCAUACUGGGGCGCCCAAUUGUGGGCGUUGUCGUCGCCCCCAUUUCGGAGAGUGUUUCCACUGCUAUAGUUGUGGGCAGUAUGGUCAUGUUCAAAGGAACUGUCGAAAUAGGCCAUUAGGUGCCCAUGAUGCAGCACCAGCAGCACAGGCAGCACCAGCAGCUGCAGUAGUCGCACCAGGAGCUUGCUACACUUGUGGCCAGCUUGGACAUAUCUCCAGGUCUUGCCCGACUAAGGGGCCUGCGGCCAAGCGUCAGGCCAUCGCUCCACGUGUGUAUGCUUUGGGAGAAGCCGAUGGAGCUGAGCGGAUAGGAGGUGAGCCUGGCAGACAGGAGUGAGUGAUAUCGGAUUGGUGCUUUUGGGCGUUUUCUUUAUUUCUAUUCCAGAUUUCCGGUUUUGUGCUUUACCGAGAUUUUAAGAUUUAUUAUACUAUUUGGAUUUAAUAUUAUUUAUUGGAUUUAUGGAGAUUUGAGAUUAUUUAUGUGGAGUAAUA
Molecule: messenger RNA, 2340 nt
Organism: Raphanus sativus (radish)
Lineage: Eukaryota; Viridiplantae; Streptophyta; Magnoliopsida; Brassicales; Brassicaceae
Exons: 4
Coding region: 815-2185 (456 amino acids)
Molecular function (GO): nucleic acid binding; zinc ion binding
Source: RefSeq, a predicted model, not a curated record